Molecule: messenger RNA, 426 nt
Organism: Pelecanus crispus (Dalmatian pelican)
Lineage: Eukaryota; Metazoa; Chordata; Aves; Pelecaniformes; Pelecanidae
Source: RefSeq, a predicted model, not a curated record
CGUAUGAUAAACCUCACAGAGUUGACCCCUUACAUCCUGUGCUCCAUCUGCAAAGGUUACUUUAUUGAUGCUACAACUAUUACAGAAUGUCUGCACACCUUUUGUAAAAGCUGCAUAGUGAGACACUUCUACUAUAGCAACAGAUGUCCCAAAUGCAAUAUUGUUGUACAUCAGACACAGCCCCUUUAUAAUAUCAGACUGGACCGGCAACUGCAAGACAUCGUCUAUAAAUUAGUUGUCAAUUUGGAGGAAAGAGAGAAAAAACAAAUGCAUGACUUCUAUAAAGAAAGAGGAUUAGAAGUGCCCAAACCAGCUGUCCCACAGCCAGUUCCAGUGAGCAGAGGAAGACCUCGAAAAGUUCUGGGCUCUGUGUUCCGGAUCCCACCAGAACUUGAUAUCUCCAUACUUCUGGAGUUCAUUGGGUGA